Vigna angularis (adzuki bean) is the source of this 3936-nucleotide messenger RNA. RefSeq lists its product as uncharacterized. The transcript is spliced from 5 exons. Bases 1 to 3936 code for a protein of 1311 amino acids. Gene Ontology annotation, molecular function: nucleic acid binding. NCBI's taxonomy places the organism in Eukaryota, Viridiplantae, Streptophyta, Magnoliopsida, Fabales, Fabaceae. The record is from RefSeq and is a predicted model, not a curated record. Gene Ontology annotation, biological process: DNA integration.
AUGGCACCUAGACCUCAUCCUCCACCUCAACCCACCGAACGUGAUGCGUCCGACAACACCAGGUUGUUGGAAUCAGUAAUAGAAAGGCUACAGCAGCAGAACGCUACCUUGAUGCAGCAGAACGCGAUUGCUUUGCAGAGUUUGGAAGCCGCUCGCGCAAACUCUGAAGCUACCCAGAGGCAAUUGAUGGAAAUCAUUGCAACUACCAGAAACACACCGGGAGCGUCCUCUUCCAACACUACCCAACAGACUGAAUGGAGCUUGGAGAAUUUCCUUCAGCAUCACCCCGCAAAGUUUAGUGGGAAAUGCCUUCCUGAAGAGGUCGACCAGUGGCUGAGGGAUAUGGAGCGGAUCUACAACGCUAAGAGGUGUCCGGACGACAACAGAUUGACGUUCACUGAGUAUCUGCUAACUGGAGAGGCCAGUCACUGGUGGACGAGCAUGAAGGCGAUAUUAACGGACACUCAAAGUCCCAUCUCGUGGGAAGUAUUCAAGAGCAAAUUUUAUGAAGAGUACUUCCCAGAUAGCGUACGUUUCGCUAAGGAGGUGGAGUUUCUGCAAUUGGUACAAGGUGGGAUGUCUGUCUCGGAAUACACCAACAAAUUCAAGCAUCUAGUAAGAUUUAACACCAUGACGGCCAGUGAAGAAUGGCAGUGUCGGAAGUUUGAGAAUGGGCUGAGGAGUGAUUUGAAGGUUCUGAUAUCCAGCAUAUGCAUUAGGUCGUUUCCUACAAUGGUUGAGAGGGCCAAGGUGUUGGAGAAGAACGUGGCCGAAGUGGAGCAACAGAAGAAGCAACAACAGGUGGCUAGGGGAUCGGUUUUGUCUAGAUCAAAUCUGAAUCGGAAUAGGACGUCGUACGCUCGUCCAGCACAACCAUCAAAUUCAAGUGGGUCUCAGGCUAUGGUUGUUUCCGGACAGUCUGGACAUCAUGGGGCAGUCAGAUGUUUUCAAUGUGGAGGACCCCAUUUCAAGUCAUCCUUUCCUCAGUUGGUUGGAGGGAAGUACUGCACUCGCUGUAGAAGGAAUGGGCACUUGGAGAGCGAGUGUAAUAUGGGUGGACGAGCGGUAAUGAGGCCGCCAAAUGCUGGAAGAGCGCAACAAGGUCGGGGUGGACGAGCGCAGGCGGUCGGGCGAGUGUACGCAAUCACGGGCGCUGAAGCAGCCAGUUCAGAGAGUGAGAUGCAGUUCGAUUUGGUGGUGUCAACCCCAGUGGCUGGUGAGGUUAGGACGUCUACCGUAUGUAUUAGAUGUCCUAUAGAGGUCGAGGGGCGUAGAUAUAAGGUCAACUUAAUUUGUUUACCUCUGAAAGAGUUGGAAGUUAUUUUAGGAAUGGAUUGGUUAGCCACCAAUCACAUUCUAAUAGAUUGUGGUGAGAAGAAGUUAGUCUUCCCUGAUGAAGAAGAAGAAGUGUUAUCUGUGACGCUCGGUCAACUAAAGGAAGAUCUCAUGGAGGGCGCCAGUUGCUUUUUGAUUAUAACACACUCGGAUGAAGAGUUUGAAGGUUCAAGUUAUGAACGAUCGUCCGGUCGUAAGUGGAGUGAAGAACGAUCGGUCGUAGAGGAAUUCCCGGACGUCUUUCCAGAUGAAGUACCGGGACUACCUCCCCCUCGCGAGGUAGAGUUUACGAUUGACUUGGUGACGAUGACAGGACCCAUUUCGGUGGCACCUUAUCGGAUGUCACCAGCUGAGUUGGUUGAACUCAAAACGCAGAUUGAAGAGCUGAUGGAUAAGAAGUUUAUCAGGCUGAGCGCCUCACCUUGGGGAGCGCCUGUGCUAUUGGUGAAGAAGAAAGAUGACAGCUCUCGGCUUUGUAUUGACUACCGGCAGUUAAACAAGCUGACCAUCAAGAACAAGUAUCCGUUGCCUCGGAUUGACGACCUACUGGAUCAGCUGCAUGGUGCGACCGUAUUUUCAAAGAUUGAUUUGCGUUCGGGGUACCAUCAAAUUCAGGUGAAGGAAGAAGACAUCCAGAAGACUGCUUUCAGGUCUCGCUAUGGACACUACGAAUAUGUAGUGAUGCCGUUCGGUGUAACGAACGCGCCGACAAUCUUCAUGGACUACAUGAAUCGCAUCUUCAGGCCGUACCUGGAUAAGUUUGUGGUCGUCUUCAUUUAUGAUAUUCUCAUAUACUCCAAGAACUGUGAAGAGCAUGAAGAACACUUGAGGUUGGUACUAGGCGUUCUAAGAGAGAAGGAGUUGUACGCCAAGUUAUCCAAGUGUGAAUUUUGGAUGAAGAGCGUGCAGUUCUUGGGGCAUGUAGUUUCAGCUGAAGGCAUAUCAGUGGAUCCGGCCAAGGUACGAGCGGUACUGGAAUGGGAAAAUCCGCGUUCUGUCACGGAAGUCCGAAGCUUUGUGGGGUUGGCGGGCUAUUAUAGACGUUUCAUUGAGGGAUUUUCCAAGAUAGUAGCUCCGCUGACGCAGCUAACUCGAAAGGAUCACCCGUUCGCUUGGACCGAUCGGUGUGAAGCGAGUUUCCAAGAACUGAAGCGAAAGUUGACGAGCGCUCCAGUUUUGGUCAUUCCGGACACAGCCAAACCGUUCGAAGUCUACUGCGAUGCUUCUCAUCAAGGUUUGGGCUGCAUCCUUAUGCAAGAGAAUAGGGUGGUGGCGUACGCUUCUCGACAGCUGAAGAGGAGGUGGCUUGAGUUCUUGAAGGACUACGAUUUUGAGUUACUCUACCAUCCAGGGAAAGCGAACGUAGUAGCGGAUGCUUUGAGCAGAAAGGUGGUGCACGUCUCAUCCAUGAUGGUCAGAGAACUUCAAUUGGUGGAGAGCUUUAGAGACCUAAGGUUACAGUUUGAUUUAGAGCCGAACAGUAUUAAAUGCUGUAACCUUAGGAUAUCCAGCGACGUGUUCGACCGAAUCAGGGAGAAGCAAUUCGAGGAUGAAGAUCUGGUGAAGAUUUUGAACGCGCUUGGAACGGAUCAGGCCAAAGAAUUCAACACUGGAACAGACAGCUUCUUACGCUAUAUGGGAAGGACGUGCAUUCCAAAUGACGGAGAGCUGAAGAGGAUUAUCCUGGAGGAAGGGCACCAAAGUCGUCUUAGCAUGCACCCUGUCAAGAAUCACGACUCCAUUUGGGUGAUAGUGGAUCGGUUAACGAAUAGCGCACACUUCCUAGCGGUCAACUUGAAGAUGUCAAUGACGAAGCUUACUCAGCUCUACAUCAAUGAGAUCAACGAACUGGGCAGUAAAGUCCAAAUGAGCUCGGCUUAUCACCCUCAGACAGACGGUCAAUCAGAGAGAACCAUCCAGACGCUGGAAGACUUACUAGGGACGUGCGUCCUAGAUCACAUGGACAUCUGGAAUGAAGUUUUACCCUUAGUGGAGUUCACCUACAACAACAGCUUUCAGUCAAGCAUCGGAAUGGCUCCCUUUGAAGCUCUUUAUGGAAGGAAGUGUCAAACGCCACUAUGUUGGUUUCAAGAAGGAGAGAAAGUGUUAACCGGACCUGAGCUCAUUCAACAAACGACCGAGAAGGUGAAGCUGAUUCAAGAAAGGUUGAAGACGUCUCGGAGCAGGCAGAAAUCUUACGCAGAUAAGAGAAGAAGACCGUUGGAGUUCGCUGCAGGAGAUCACGUUUUCCUUAGGCUGAAUCCGACCACUGGUGUAGGCAGAGUCGUUCGUCCAAAGAAGCUAUCCCCCAAGUUCGUCGGACCUUACCAAAUUUUAAGGAAGAUCGGACCAGUGGCGUACUCGCUAUCACUGCCUCCUCAACUGUCCAACCUUCAUCCAGUCUUCCAUGUUUCCCAACUCCGGAAGUACAUAGCCGACCCAUCUCACAUAUUGCAGUUGGAAGACAUUCGUCUUAGUCAAGACCGGACGCUGGAAAUUCAACCAGUCCGUGUGGAAGAUAGCCGCACCAAGUACUAUAAGGGAAAGGACGUUCGGUUAGUAAAAAUGGUGUGGAACGAAAAGACUGGCGACGCUACUUAG